CUGAUCAUUCAUCUGGACGAACUCGAGAGCUCCCCCUACAGAACAGGAAAUCCAAGGCUUUAAAUAUAAUAGAUGUAAUAUAUAAAAAAAUUAAAACGAAAACGGAAACCAAGAGAAACGCCUAGCUCGCGGGUUGUUUUCAGGUCAGUCCUGUUUAUCGGUGCUGUGAAAGAGCUCCGGGAACCAGCUUUCCACGGCGGAAACAUGGUGUUAAAGUUGGUUUAGGAUCCGAACGGUGAUGAUAUAUGGCUGCGGGGGUUCCCACGAAGAGCUGACCGACUGAGUGAGGAGAAAAGCGGGCAGGUUAGCUCAGCAGCGUCGGCAGAAUUGAUGAGCUCUUCACACCAACAGUAGAUUAUUAUUUUAUUUUAUUUUUUUUGGGGGGGGGGUUUACUUGCUCUGGGAGUUCAGACAACCUCCAGAAUGAGUCCAGAAGGGAAGAAGCUUUUAAACAUCAUCAUCCUCGGCUUCGGCUUUAUGUUCAUGUUCACAGCCUUUCAGACAUGUGGCAAUAUAGAGCAAACAGUGAUCAAGAGCUUCAACAGCACCGAGUUCCACGGGAGCGGAUACACGAGCAUGGCCAUCAUCUACGGCGUUUUCUCUGCUUCCAACCUCAUCGCCCCAUCGGUGGUGGCGGUCAUCGGGCCCCAGCUCUCCAUGUUCUUCAGCGGGCUUUUGUACAGCCUGUACAUCGCCAUGUUCAUCUACCCGUACACCUGGAGCUUCUACACGGCGUCCGUGCUGGUUGGAAUAGCAGCAGCAGUGCUGUGGACAGCUCAGGGGAACGUCCUCACCAUCAACUCCACGGACAGCACCAUUGGAAGAAACAGUGGUAUAUUUUGGGCGCUGCUGCAGUUCAGCUUGUUCUUUGGAAACCUCUACAUCUACUGCGCCUGGCAUGGACACGUCCACAUCACAGACCAGGACCGACGGACGGUGUUCAUCUCUCUGACGGUGAUCAGCCUGGUCGGCUGCUUCCUCUUCUUCCUCCUCAGGAAGCCUGAUUCUGAAUCGUCUUCCUCUGCUGAGGCGACCGAGCCGCUGCUGCAGGAGGAAUCCUGCGACAACGCCGCAACAAGCUCGGGAUGCUCUCACCUCUGCUCUCAGGCGCUCGACGCUUUUGUCAAAGCAUGUAAGCUGUUCAUCACCAAAGAAAUGCUGCUGCUGGGCGUCUCCAUUGGAUACACAGGUUUGGAGCUGACCUUCUACAGCGGCGUGUACGGCACGUGCAUCGGCGCCAUGAUGAGCUUCGGCCAGGAUGCGAAGAGUUUGAUCGGGAUCUCUGGGAUCUGCAUCGGCGUGGGCGAGAUCUUAGGUGGGAGCGUGUUCGGGAUACUGAACAAACGCAUCGGCUUUGGGAGGAACCCCAUAGUCCUGCUCGGGUUCAUCACCCACAUCAUCGCCUUCUACCUGAUUUUCCUCAACAUCGCCAGUGACGCUCCACUGGCCCCGGAAGAAGGAACAGAUCUGGAGGCCUUCAUCACCCCCAGCGUGGGCGUGGCCUUGUUCUGCAGCUUCCUGCUCGGUCUGGGUGACAGCUGCUUCAACACGCAGCUCCUCAGCAUCAUCGGCUUCAUGUUCCACGACAACAGCGCCCCCGCCUUCGCUGUCUUCAAGUUCAUCCAGUCCAUCAUGGCCGCUCUGGCCUUCUACUACAGUAACUACCUGCUGCUGCACUGGCAGCUGCUCAUCCUGGUCCUGGUGGGAUUUCUGGGCACGAUAACCUUCUUUAAGGUGGAGCACAUGGCCAACUCCAUCAGGCGGCAGUCAGACUACGACAGCAUCUGAGCCGGGCCGGAUGACGAGGGCACGGCUGGGGGUGUUUCGCUCUGCAUGGGAAAAAAAAACCUUGCCCAGGGACGACUGGCGCACUGACUGAUGCUACCUGUGGUACAUUUAGAUUCUGAACCCGGGACCAAACGCUCCUCCUGAUCUCAGCAUUUACCCAAUUAAAUCAAACGGCAUGUGCGACGGCGGUGUGCACACCUCAUAUACCUUGUUUAGUUUCAUAACCAGACCCUCCUUCUUCCUCUUGUGCACUCGGUCUGAAAUUAAACUCUGUUCAAGGCAAAGAGAGUAAUAAUCCCACUGCUCAUGCCGGCGUCACGCUGUUAGUCCUCCUUCAGUGGACCAACUUUCAUCUUGACAACAAAUCCUGUGAAAAGCCCUCGGUCAUCUGUUAGAAACAUACAGGAGAGCUCCACGGAAACCACACCCACCUGAGGGGAAAAUGACCUCCAGAUCACUGAGCAGUUUUAAAUGAUUAAACAUAUUUGUUCUGGAUUUGGACUUCUUGAAAAAGGAUAAAGUUAGACUUCUGCACAAAUCCAGCUCUGGUUACAGCCAAAUACUGAAGGGUGGUCACUCAUGGGUUUCAUACGUCUCUGAUAAAUAUUUUCCUUCCUUCUAAUGUUGGAGUGAAGCGGUCACAGUCUGCGAUUCACGCCACGUGAGGCAGUUUUACUGUUCUCGGCUGUUCGGCUUUAAAUGAAGCCGUUUUUAUUUAAAAGGGAAACAAAAAAAAGUCACUUCUUUUAAACUUUUGGUGUCAGAUUCACGUUCACCCCUCGUCUUCUGUUCUUUUACAUGACUGGUUUUGCUGUAAUGAGAUUCAUGUCGUCGAAGUGCAUCUCUGCGGUCCAGGAAGCGGCUCUUAAUCAGGCGUGGCUGACGGCUCUUGGCUCAGACUGCAGAGCGGACGACGUUCUGUUCGUGGCUCUAAGGAGAGGAAGAAGUUGUUUGUUUUUCUUUCUCAUCUUUGCUGCUUUUCUCACCUCAUCAUGUUUAACAGGAAAAAGAGAAGAAAAUUAGAGGGUUUUUUUUUUUUUCCUGCACUGAUGGUGACGGACAGAGUUGAAGGUACGCAGACUUUGACCUGAAGCAGCGCCUCAGUGAUCGGAUAUCUCUAAUGUUUGGUGGCUCACACGGGUGGGUGUCUACAGUAAAAAGAGAGGGAAAAAAUGCAUUCCUACAAAUCCCAUAAUGCAACAUCCACUGAACUGUUUUUUUCCCUUCCUAUUAAAGGCGCCCUGUGCAGUUUUUGCCCACUAGGGGGUGCUAUUUCACUCAGUUUGAAUCACUUGGUAGAUGUGAGGAUGGCGGUGCCACAAAAACCAAUGAGAAACAGUCAUGGGAAGAUAUUCAGGGUUUUCCUGCACAAAUAUAACAAACUGUGCCCUCGUUCAUCUUUCUGCUCGUCGUCUGACUCCCCCCUGCCCGUCUUGAACUGAACUUAAUCGUUCCCUUGGUUCAGGUUUACUUAAAUGAUAAAUUCUUGUUUUAAAAUAGUUAAAGUGCCACAAAAUGAGCCGAAGCAGUUGUGACGUUCUGUUAGAUGGUGCAGUGAGUCGGUAUAGCCUUUAUUUAACCAGUUAAAUCAUCAUGAUAUAUUCUCACUUCUGAUGGUGGUCUGUAGCUCAACACGUGAAAAUGCCCCCACCUGGUGGCAGAAGGUAUCUUUAUUGAGGUCGAGCCUCACUGGGCUGCUGGCACGGCUGAAACUCUGUCUCGUUGUGUGAUCAGUGCAGAUUCACAGUUUCACUCUCUGGUUUAAACUGAUGUAACGCCAAACAGACACAGCAUGACAUUUGAGCCUUAAUGCUUUUUGUAAUGUUGCCAUGGUGACCAGGAGCAACAUCAGACAUGCUGUAGUUUGUUUUUUUUCUGUUCCAAGUGUCAAACGACAAAUGGCCGUACACUAUUGUAGUUAGUUUAUUGCUGGGAGUCGGGUUUGCUCAACUUUGGUUCAUGUUGCCACUGCAGUGAACGCAAUCAAAGGAUAAAUGAGGGAAAUGUACCAAGACGAUGAUUUUAUACUUGAAUGUAAUUAAAAAUGACACCCAAACCUCUGCCUGCAUGUUUUUCUUGUCAAUAAAAUACUGUUUUCUGCA
Molecule: messenger RNA, 3890 nt
Organism: Oreochromis niloticus (Nile tilapia)
Lineage: Eukaryota; Metazoa; Chordata; Actinopteri; Cichliformes; Cichlidae
Gene: mfsd11
Product: major facilitator superfamily domain containing 11
Exons: 15
Coding region: 424-1788 (454 amino acids)
Source: RefSeq, a predicted model, not a curated record